AAUUCUUAAACUUUUUAACCCAAUUUCGGCGAUCGAGUGCGACAUCAGCAUGAUUUCCGUCGACAAGAUCCAUUUGACUUAGUGGACUUGGGAAGACUUGAACUUUGUUUCAUCAGGAUUUUAUGAACGGCACUUGCUUGUUCACUUGAAUGUUCAGAAAUAAAAAAAUGUCAACUUGCAAUCAGUUUUCCCGAAUUGAUACUGCUGAGCUCAAAUCUCAGCUGUAUAGGAAGCUUGGGCGUCAAAGGGCGGAGAAGUACUUCUAUAACCUUAAGCGGUUACUCAACUUGAGACUCAGUAAGUUGGAGUUCGAGAAAUUGUGUUAUAGUAUCAUUGGGAAGGAAAAUCUUGCUCUCCAUAAUUUGUUCAUCAGAUCAAUCCUUAGCAAUGCUGGUCUUGCAUUUGCUCCACCUAGCAGAGAGACACUUACUGGAAAUUCACGGACAUCCAAAAUGUCUAGCUUUGGCGAAACAUUUCCUACAUCUCCUCGGAGAGGAAGAUCCAUAAACAGUAGGGACCGUAGAUUAGCUGACCGAUCUAGGCUGCUUGGGCCUUACGGGAAAAUUCCUCCAGGACAUGUUCAAGAAGUCACUAACUCUAGUGAUCUACAGAAGUCAAAAGAGCAGCAAAGUGCCCGGGAAUUGAUAUCUAUUGGUAGCAAAGCACUAACUUCCGUGGAAGAUGGGGAAGAGGUUGAUCAAUUUCGAUAUAGCCCAACCGUGCAAAGUAGAAGUCCUUUGAGGCCUCCUCUUGGCAUUCCAGCAAUUGUUGGUGAUCUUCCUCGGAAAUCUGUCCGUAGUGCUUUUGAAUCAAGCUUCCGGAUUGGACAGACAAAUUAUUUUAACAAUUGUUAUCACGCUUCCGGACUACCAGAUUCCAGGGCCUUGAAGGAUAGGCUAGAGAGUAAGUUGGAGGUUGGCGGCCUUGGUUUGUCGGUUGAUUGUGCUGAUGCAUUAAAUCGUGGAAUGGAUGCAUUUCUUAAGAGGUUGAUCAAGCCUUGUAUGGACCUAGCUAGGGCUAGGUCCAGUUCACAUAGGACAAGUCAAGUGGAUGGAAGUACUUUACCUAAUAUGAAAGGUUUAUGGCGAGUGGGUCAAGUGCAAAUAUCAAAUGGAUGCAAUUGUGCUACUUCACUUGAUAUUCAAUUGGCAAUGGAAUUGAAUCCUCAAUUACUUGCAGGUGAUUGGCCAUUACAACUGGAGAAAAUGCGCUUGCAGUUUUCAGAAGAAUGAAAGUUGACCUAUGUAUUGUGACUUUGUUCUCGGUGACAGAUUCUUGAUGAUACUACAGAAUGCAAUUCAAUGGUCCUAUGCCUCUUGAAGCUUUCUAUACUGUGAAGCAAUAAUAUGUUCUAUUGAAAGUUUAAGACAUGCAAAGUUGCCCCAAGAUUCAUGUCAGCAUAUGUCAUAAAGGAUAAAACAUUCAUUGUUCCUUCAUAGGUUUGAUCAUUCUAAAACUGUCAAUUUUCUCGUGUUAGAUCUUACAUUGUAAACAAUCCAAUUUGAGAGCCGAUCAAAAGAAAUUGUAAGUUCAUAGUCAUUUCUGAGUAUGAGUUGUACCAGUAAAUGAUAUACUAGUUUCGACCUCUUGUGUCAUUUUUGAGACUAUAUUUGGGCUUUCUAGUUUAACUUUUAUGAGGUUAGGCAAUUCACCACUCA
Molecule: messenger RNA, 1658 nt
Organism: Zingiber officinale
Lineage: Eukaryota; Viridiplantae; Streptophyta; Magnoliopsida; Zingiberales; Zingiberaceae
Exons: 2
Coding region: 150-1232 (360 amino acids)
Biological process (GO): regulation of transcription by RNA polymerase II
Cellular component (GO): SAGA complex
Molecular function (GO): transcription coactivator activity
Source: RefSeq, a predicted model, not a curated record